AUGGCAUUGCCAUGGCAUAUUCCAUUAGAGUCGGCACCUAAUUUAAAAGAAAAAGAAUCGCAGCCACAGCCAUCUUUGCUUAAACAUUACUGUAAUCUUAAAAUUCAUGAGAAUCCCAUUGAAGAAUUACAAACCGGCAUUAUGUGCAGUAUUGGGACAGAUAAUCGUGAACCAACCAUUAUUCAAAGACUAAUAGCAAGUGGUAUGACAGUAGCAAGAAUAGAUUUGAGAGAUCUGGAACCCGAUGCUUGUGCACAAUUGAUUCAAAGUAUACGGCAAGCUGUCUACAACUAUAGUGCUGAAUUAGAAUAUGUAUAUCCUCUAGCCAUUGUAAUGGAUGUACGGGGCCCUGAUAUUGUUACAGGAGAUUUAAAGUCAGGCCCUAAGGCUACGAUAGAAUUAGUUCAAAAUAAUUUUAUCAGAUUAUCGUCUGAUAUUAGCUGGCUAGAAUCUGGUACGUCUGACUGCCUUUAUGUAGGAUAUGAUAAUUUAACAGACUUGCAAAUAGAGGACAUAAUUUAUAUUGAUAGUUUAUCCCCUGGAAAAAUAAAGUUAGUAGUUUCUGAUGUAGGUGACGAUUCGGUAGAAUGUUCUAUAGCAGUUGGAGGUGUCAUAGGUUCAAAAAUGACUGUUAGAAUUGUUCAUGUCCCACAAGAAAUAGAUACUUUAGAAAAGGGGAAGGGCGAUAGCUUACAAACAAUUUCAUGUAGCAACACUUCGCAACAACUGUUUGAACAUAUGGAUGAACAAAUCGCAUGGGCAGUUGGUGCUGAUGUAGAUGCACUUUUAGUUCCAAGUGUACAAAGUUCCUAUGACGUUCGCCAAGUAAAAGAUAUAUUAUCUGAAAAAGGGAAACAUGUUCUUGUCUUUGCAUGCAUAGAAACAGUUCGUGGCUUAGAUAACAUUGAUGAUAUUUUAAAAGAAGCAGAUGGUAUUUAUCUCGACCGCUGCGUCUUGAGCACUGAUUUGCCUAUAGAAAAAAUAUUCAUAGCACACAAAGUCAUUUUAGCGAAAUGUAAUUAUAUUGGAAAACCAUGUAUAUGUAAAGCAGUCAUAAAUGAACAGAUACCUACAUUAAGUGUCACUGAUGUUGCUAAUCUCGUGAUUGAUGGUGUAGAUGUUAUAUAUUUAGAACUUAAUUACAAUUCACCGCUAAAUAAAUUUUCAAAAUCUUAUGAUUCUAUACGUAUGGCUGAGCAUUGUUUAGCUGCUGCAGCAGUAGUCAGUAAAGAGGCGGAGCGCGUAUUAUGGCAGCCAAGAAUUUAUGGUAAUAUGGAAUUAAUGCAAUGUCAGCUGGAGGAACCCACAAAAGCCGUAUGUCUUAGUGCUGUGGAACUUGCAAUGCGAUCACGAGCAGUUGUAAUUUUGUGCCUUACGAACUCAGGGCGAACUGCAAAAAUUCUUUCACAUGCUAAGCCACAUUGCCCAAUAGUAGCAGUUACUCGGGUCUGCCAUACUGGAAGGCAGCUGCGAUUUUGGCGUGGGGUAAGAGCGGUUCAUUAUUUUGAAGUUGUUGGAGGAAGUUGGAAUUCUGAAGUAGAAUCAAGAAUUCGGGCUGCUCUGGACUACUGUAAAACAAAACGUAUUCUUCGUGCCGGGGAUGCCUAUGUUACAGUGACUGGUUCGAGGCGUGGAGGCGGAUAUUGUGAUUCUGUGAGACUUUUAUAUGCUAGUGCUAGAGAAACGGUGCUUAUCGAUUGAAUUAUUAUUAUUAUUAUUAUGUUAAUUAAACAUUAUUAGAUCUAUAGUCUGUUAGUCUCUGAUCGCUAUACAUAAUUUUUGUUAAGUAAUGCGUUUUGCUGUUCGGGACUCCAUAGAUACUGAUCUCACUCCAAAAUAUGGAUAGCAUUAUUUGAUCGAUUAUAAUAUUUAAUAUUUUAUAAUUUAUGGAUUAUUAUAACUAUUAUACUUCCACCAUAUAUUUGUUUUAUUUUUUUUGGGGUAAUCAGCAAAAUAAUGCGCAAAAUGCAA
Diatraea saccharalis (sugarcane borer) is the source of this 1971-nucleotide messenger RNA. The record is from the annotation of a GenBank genome assembly. Lineage: Eukaryota; Metazoa; Arthropoda; Insecta; Lepidoptera; Crambidae.